Molecule: messenger RNA, 2776 nt
Organism: Tribolium castaneum (red flour beetle)
Lineage: Eukaryota; Metazoa; Arthropoda; Insecta; Coleoptera; Tenebrionidae
Product: zinc finger protein 664
Exons: 7
Coding region: 265-2013 (582 amino acids)
Biological process (GO): regulation of transcription by RNA polymerase II
Cellular component (GO): nucleus
Molecular function (GO): DNA-binding transcription factor activity, RNA polymerase II-specific; RNA polymerase II cis-regulatory region sequence-specific DNA binding
Source: RefSeq, a predicted model, not a curated record
UGAAAAACGAAAGUUUCUAGGGGUGCGUGACAUGGUGGUGGUGGUGAAUUUUUUUGCUUAAUUUUAAUAAUGUCUUAUCUGCAACAAUUAAAACCCAAUUCAAUAAAAAAUUAGCGAAAACAGUGCCAAUGUGUGGGAGAGUUGUGUUAAAUUUCGGUUUUUAAAAAUGUGAGCACCCUAAUUUGUUUACUUUGUGGUAUUUAUAAUCGAUACGGGAUUCAGAGGUGACGCCACCUAACCUAACUUUAAUUUGUAAACAUAAAAAUGAGACACCUCGAGCAAGAAGUUUCAAGCUCGGAUCAGUGUAAAGCGGAGUAUUUGGAUAACUUCCUUGAGAUAAAGGAGGAAAUUCCGAACUUAAUCUUAGACGAAUGCGAGAAUUUCAUGAAAAAUGAGUUUACGAGUGACGAGGAGAGUGGUAGUAAUUUGCACUUAGAUUUGAACAAUGAUAGUGAGAGUGAUGAGGAUGAUACAGCGGUUAAAAAACGCCGAAACCGGCGAAAAUCGCUUGUGCCACAGAAAGCUGUCCAGUUGGAAGUUAGCCAGAACGGUUCAAUGUUCAGUGGUUCCGAAUCCUCUCAGGAUUUGAUAGAGAAGACACAAAGUCUUUGCUCUUCAGACACUAACAUUGAUAAAUUCCUCCUAUCAGAUAACUUGAAUGCCUUAGAAAUGCCAGAUAACGACGAUUUAUUAAACAUAAACGAGGAAGACAUUUUCAAAGACUUGCAAGAGGAAGCUGAUGGUGAGAAAUUAGACGAUGAAAUUUUGGACAAUGUGAAGGAGGAAUGGAGGGCUCAUUGGGGGGUCAAAUGUAACAUGUGCGAGCAAGUCUUUCCCUACAAAACUGAAUUUGAUAAACACUACCAAGACAAUUAUGGCUUAAUUCCCGUGUAUACUUGCACUUUUUGCAACAAGACUGCUGAAAAAUAUUCCACCUUUAGGUCUCACUGUUACAGGCAUAUAACAGAAGGGCGCUACAAGUGUCAAGCGUGUCCUAAAGGUUUUAGUUUACAAAGCAUGUUACACGUCCAUGUGUUAGCAAAGCACACGAAAGCUAAGCCUUUUAAGUGUGAUGAGUGUGGUAAGAGCUUCGUUACUAAACCAGGACUUAAAAUUCAUCUUAGAAAACACAAGACUGAACUCAAGGAGGAUUACCCGUGUGUGGAGUGUGGUAAAAUAUUACACACUCGAGGCGGUUUAACCUCUCACAUGAACGUCCACCGGUUAGGCCGCCGUUUCAUGUGUGACGUUUGCGGUAAAACGUUCACCCAAAAAGUGAACAUGCAACAACACGUCAAACAACACACUGGUGAUAAACCCCACGGUUGUGAUAAAUGUGGCAAAACUUUUGCAGAAAAAUCACACUUGGCGCGCCAUUACAGCUUCCACAGCGACCAGCGGCCGUUUAAGUGUGAUGUGUGCCAAAAAAUGUACAAGACUGAACGUUGUUUAAAAGUCCAUAGUUUAGUACAUGCUGCGGCCAGACCCUUCGUUUGUAGUUAUUGCAGUAAGGGCUUUUUGAGUAGCACCAAAUUGAAGCAACACUUUAAUAUUCAUACAGGUGAACGGCCUUACAAGUGUAAAUAUUGCGAACGCACAUUUACGAAUUAUCCAAAUUGGCUGAAACACACACGAAGACGACAUAAAGUUGAUCACAAGACUGGAGAAAAUUUGGGACCUAAAGUACCUAAAGAGGAAACAUCACAAUCGACUGUGAUCGAAACUACUGAUACGUCAGAGCAAUUAGUAGCGGAUAUUUCGCUUAGUAAAACUGAAGAGCUUCUCCUACAGCAGGGACUUUUGAAUUUUCCACUCACAGACGAUAAGUUUGUCAUUCCGCAACAAAUCGAUUUUUUAGCCGGUACUAGUAAUAACUCAGUGGGGGUUAUCGUUCCAUACUUCCAAACAUCACUACCAAAUCAUCAAACCUUAAUCCAAGGUUCUAAUAACGUAAUGACCAUGCAAUUCAGCGAUUUGGUCCACUCUCAGUAUUUACAACAACCGUUGAUGUAAUUUUACAAAAACAAUCAAAGCGCAACAUUAUUUUAUUUUAUUAUUUUUUACCCUCCUCGGCAGCUUUUUCACGUUUUUACACCCUAUUUUUUAUUUUUAUUAUACCAUGCCUACAAAUAAAUUUCUGACUUCUGGGUAUAAAUUCGCUUGGCAACAUUAAUUUUCAGAUAUAAAUGACAUUUGUCAUUUAUUUCUGAUGAGUGACUGCUAACAUGACUGUUUAAUAUCGCCAAUAAUACGAUGUUGCCAACUUAAUUUCAUACUUAAGCUGAAAACUGCAGACUCUGGUCAAAAUAUGAAAUGCCAAUUUUAUUUGAUAUUUCAUUUCUCGCUAUUUCGCAAAAGAGCGAUUCUUUACAUUACUUUACAUGCGAGUAACCGAAAAGAUAUAGCCAAUUUAAUUUUUAAUUAUUUUAUUGUGAUCUUUGUUGUAAAUAAUCCGCUGAGUAUUAUUUUACAAAUCUACAGUAUUUAAGAUAAAAUACUUGAUAAUUUUGGGGUGUUGAGAAACAUUUGAAAACACCCUGUAUUUGCAGUAUGUGUCAACAUUCCACAAUUUAUCAAUUCGUAUCAAUGUGUAUGUUUUUAGACUUAAAACGUAGUAUUAAACUGAGUAUUCUUAAAUAAGUAUUCGUUAUAUUUUGUAUUUUUAUACUUGAGAACGUGUCGUAAAGCUGUAAGACUUGAAUUUAUUUUAAAUGUUUUAAUUGUAUGUAACUGUAUUCACCUAAAACAGGCAAUAAAAUGUGAUACAAAAUUGCAA